CGAUAACGAUGCGCGCUACCGCUGCCCAAUCGAUAGGCAUAUGUAUGUAUGUAGAAUUUGUCAGAAAUUUUCUCGCACAAAGCAAAGUGUUUUGGAGGAUAAACGCCACUCAAUUGCCGAGCGAUGUGCCAGCGCCUGUAGAGUUCAGUUAGCUUACUACAGUGCAGGGACUCCACAUCGGGAGACACCAGUGGCGCAGGGACCAGGCUCCAUUCAGGCUCUGCCAGCGAUUUUCUCAUCAAGGCGUAGGCACAGACGUUGUGGAUCAUCGCUUCUUCGAGCGGGUGAAACAUGAAGAUGGCUGACGGCUCGACCAUAUUGCGUAGGAACCGGCCAGGCACAAAAUCCAAGGACUUCUGUCGCUGGCCCGACGAACCCCUGGAGGAGAUGGAUAGCACGCUGGCGGUGCAGCAGUACAUACAGCAGCUGAUUAAGCGCGAUCCGAGCAACGUGGAACUCAUCCUGACCAUGCCCGAGGCGCAGGAUGAGGGCGUGUGGAAAUACGAGCACCUGCGCCAAUUCUGCAUGGAGCUGAACGGCCUGGCAGUGCGGCUGCAGAAGGAGUGCUCGCCGUCGACGUGCACCCAGAUGACCGCCACUGACCAGUGGAUAUUCCUGUGCGCCGCCCACAAGACGCCCAAGGAGUGUCCGGCCAUUGACUAUACUCGUCACACGCUGGAUGGUGCCGCCUGUCUGCUAAACAGCAACAAGUACUUCCCGAGCAGGGUGUCCAUCAAGGAGUCGUCGGUGACCAAGCUGGGUUCAGUGUGCCGGCGAGUGUAUCGCAUCUUCUCGCACGCCUACUUUCACCAUCGUCGCAUUUUCGACGAAUUCGAGGCGGAGACCUAUCUAUGCCACCGUUUUACGCAUUUCGUCACAAAAUAUAAUCUGAUGUCUAAGGAGAAUCUGAUCGUGCCCAUCAACGUGGGUGAAAAUGCAGCCCCUGGCGAAAGCGAGGCUUAGGAGCCCGAAUAUGGAACACUCAUUCAACAUACAUCUAUUUAUAUUUACCAAUAGCUUGCAAGUUGGGUUAGCUCACCCUGACAGGGACAGAAUUCCACGCGAACCCGACUCUAAUGCAGAUCUUGUAUGUAGUUUAGAUGUCAGAUACACAUAGAGCUACAUAACGAUAACUAAGUAACAAGGGCAGUUCCAGAUUUAUGCAGGCCCCCUUAACCCGCUCACCCCAUCUGAUCCUAAGUCAGCAAUUAUUUCGCAAGUUAUAUUACGAUUAUGUUUAACUCCUUAUUUAAAUAAAUUAUAUGUAGGCACACGACCUUCUUGUGACUGAUUCUACGUCGAAUCCCCGUAAAUUUAACUAAAUUCCUUUGACUACUGGCAGCCAAAACACCAACACAUCUGUACGUGACUAAAACGUGAACUUUACUAUACAAAAAACUAUAUACACAACAGAAAUUGCAAUAAAAGAAGUACAUAUAUAAACACAUCAAA
Drosophila erecta is the source of this 1452-nucleotide messenger RNA. It is a transcript of the gene Mob4, whose product is annotated as MOB kinase activator-like 4. The record is from RefSeq and is a predicted model, not a curated record. NCBI's taxonomy places the organism in Eukaryota, Metazoa, Arthropoda, Insecta, Diptera, Drosophilidae. Gene Ontology annotation, cellular component: cytoplasm. Bases 292 to 963 code for a protein of 223 amino acids. The transcript has 3 exons.